CCCUUAAAUGGCAAACAAGAGGAAAAUGUCAUAACCAGGGUGGCGUGUCUGUAAAGACUAUAAAAGUCUCAUGAUCCUGCUCAGCCCUGUACGCUCACAUUUGACUCUUCUAGCUGCUUCACUGCCGGGCCAUCAGGUCACCAGAAUGAGUACUAAGAAGUCCCCUGAAGAACUGAGGAAUAUUUUUGAAAAAUAUGCAGCCAAAGAAGGUGAUCCGGACCAGCUGUCCAAGGAAGAGCUGAAGCUAUUGAUUCAGGCUGAAUUCCCCAAUUUACUCAAAGGUCCAAACACCCUAGAUGACCUGUUUCAAGAAUUGGACAAGAAUGGAGAUGGGGAAGUUAGUUUUGAAGAAUUCCAACUGUUUGUAAAGAAGAUAUCCCAGUGAAGGAAAAAAUGAAAAAUUAUUCCUGACCCCAAAGGAAGAGCACAUGGGCUGGGCCUACCCUAUGUGGCAUCGCCAAUGUCUUGGUUUAAAUCUUUGCAAUGGUAAUGAUCCAGCUAUGAGGUGCAAUUAUUUCUAAUAAAGAAAUUCUUAGACAUGC
Messenger RNA from Nycticebus coucang (slow loris), 542 nucleotides. It is a transcript of the gene S100G, whose product is annotated as S100 calcium binding protein G. Lineage: Eukaryota; Metazoa; Chordata; Mammalia; Primates; Lorisidae. Gene Ontology annotation, cellular component: cytoplasm. The record is from RefSeq and is a predicted model, not a curated record. Gene Ontology annotation, molecular function: calcium ion binding; transition metal ion binding. Bases 71 to 385 code for a protein of 104 amino acids. The transcript is spliced from 3 exons.